Molecule: messenger RNA, 2664 nt
Organism: Kwoniella shivajii
Lineage: Eukaryota; Fungi; Basidiomycota; Tremellomycetes; Tremellales; Cryptococcaceae
Exons: 2
Coding region: 1-2664 (887 amino acids)
Molecular function (GO): RNA binding
Source: RefSeq, a predicted model, not a curated record
AUGACAGAGGCAAAACUCACCAAGAGAUUGCACGUGGGUGGAUUAAUACCCGCUAUAACGACCGAACAUAUCAAAGAUCGAUUUUCAAGCUUUGGUGUCGUAAGUGAUGUUGAAGAAUUGAAACCUGAUGCUUUGGGUCGACCUCGUCCAUUCACAUUUUUGACUCUUGAAACUACCCCUUUACAACUCAAGAAAUGUUUGAACAUAUUAUCGGGAUCGUUUUGGAGAGGCACACAAUUACGAUUGACAGAAGCUAAACCAUCUUACACCACUCGAUACACAAUUCCAACUCCAACAGAAAAAGAGAAAAGGGACAUAUUAGAGAGAAAAAGGAAAAGAAUCGAAUCAAGUCGUCCUGAAGGUGUGGGUAAAUUAUCACAAGAUAUGAGAAUUGUUAAUGCCCAAAUUGCCAAAAAAAGGAAAUUCUGGAUUAUAAAUGAAAAUGGCUACGAUAACGAUCACAGAUUGAUUAGACCUAUAACUAUUAGACCUACACAUUCGAUAGGAAUACCUCUCAUACAAGAUCAGAAACCAAAAGAUAAAAAGGAUAAAGAUAAGAAAAAAGAUGGAAAGAAAAGAAUUAGAGGUCCUCCUGAAAGAUUACGAAGAAGAGUGAUCAAUCCCAUCGCAUGGGGAUCAACUUAUAUCACAGCGGACGAAUUUAACAAAUAUCGAAAUGCGAGUAAAGGUUUAGACAUUGAAGGGCAAAGUGAAAACGAAAUUGGUCAAUGGGAGUUUGAAGAAUUUGAAGGAGUUGAAGAAUUUGAACAAGGUGAACACGGGAUUGACAAUAUUACCGAAGAUGGGAAGACUGUAUUGGGCAUUUGGAGGAAAAACGUCAAUGGAGAAAUUACCAAGGAAGAAGUUGUAAGAGGAAACAAAAGAAACGUAUUACAAGGGGAAGAUUACGGUUUAGACGACGGCAUUUCAUUGCCUGAACGACAAGGCAGUACUUCACCACUUUUUGGUAAUCGGGACUUACCCCCAACAGGAGAACGAGAAGAUUCUCCUUUAUUCCCUUCGAGAAACGUCAACAAUGUUACGUCUUCAGAGACCGAAUCUCAGGUAGAUGAAGAUCAAGAAGACGGCUCAUCACCUCUUUUCCCCACUCGCGCACUUGUUCAGGAAGAAGGGAGAGAAAGGUCUGCCUCACCACUCUUCCCUAACCGCAAUCCAGCGCCAACCGAUACCGUGAAAGUACAAGAACAGUCUUCAUCCCCUCUGUUCCCCACUCGAGCAAUUGACCCAGUGGGUGAUGAAGAGCAACCUUCUUCACCUCUCUUUCCAACUCGUCUUCCUGAGACCGCCAACAAGUCGCCUUCACCGACACCUGAAAUUGAAGUAGAUCAAGCAUCUCCACAACAACCAUCCUCUCCUCUUUUCCCUUCCCUGAAAGGGAAGAUCCCUUCUCAAGUUCGACUACCUACUCCUCCACCAACGGUGAAACCUAUUACCGUAAAACCUAAAGUGUCUAUUCCAGAUCAAGUAUUAGCUUCUGCUCGAGCGGAACGAUCAGCUGCUCUUGGUGUACUAGGUUCGCUUAUAGGAGAUCUCUCCCCACCUGCCAAGAAGGAAAAAUUCGUAUGGGAUGUUUAUCCUGAAUCUGAUGAUGAAGAGGUUGAAAUCGGCAGAGGAAGAACUGAUUCACUGGUGGAUGACAUUCCCAUUGUCUUUGAUAACACCAAUAGCGCGGUAGCCACAGGACCUGCCGAUGGUACAUCCUCCUCAGAAUCGGGAUCUGGGUCUGGGUCUGGGUCUGGGUCUGGAUCGGGUAGUUCAAGUGGAUCUUCGGACAACAAGGAAGAUACGAUGGACGUCGAUCCUCCUCAAGGGAAUGACGGUGAGGACUCGAGCUCAGGUUCUGGAUCUGGAUCUGGGUCAGGAUCAGGCUCGAGUGGGAGCGGGAGUGGGAGUGAAAGUGGAAGUGAUGAAGAAGAAGAUAAUUCACCUGAAUCUGGUUCUGAGAGUGAUUCCGAUGAAGAGGAAUCUGAUGACGAGGAUGAAGAUAAAGAUGAAAACAAGGAGGAUGAACCUUUGGAAUCUGCCCAAAACGUACCACCCAAACCAUCAGGACUAAAAGACAUGUUUGCUCCUAACACCAACCAUAGUGCAGCAGGUGGUGGAUUCUCCCUACUUGCUAAUUUAGGUCAAGAUAUCGAAUUAGAUGAAAAUAUGGAUAUACCAUUACCUAUACCACAAAAUUUCACUUUUCAACAACAGUCAACUGCUGUCCGAAGCUCAAACCAGGAAAAUGAAAUAGAGCCUUUAUCACUACUGACCACAUCAUCAAAUAGGAAUAAAAUCAAAUUUGAUCCAUCACCUUCGAUCCCUCUAUUCUUCACUCAACCUACUUCAUCUUCCGAAUCUUCCAACACCAGGAAAGAUCAAUCAAGGAAUCUUUAUAACGAACUACACAAUGGAAUUCCGAUUCCAGCGUAUAAUGGUCAUGAUCAAGAUCAAGAUCAAGACGGAUAUGAACAAGAAGAGCAAGAAGAAUUGCAUACUACGCCACUACCUGGAUUUAUGAGACAACAAGGUGAAACAGAUGAAACAAUGAAGAAGAAAUGGGAAAAUGAAAAGGUUGAGUUGACUCAAGCUUAUAAGAAAAGAUUUAGGGAAGCAAAGAAAUCUAGAAGGAGGAAAGGUGGAGAAGACGUCGAGUAG